GUUGACUGUUCCUGACUCUCUUCCUGUCCGUCUUAUUCAUCAUUGUUACAUUCCCGUCUCAAUCCCGAAACCCGAGUCACCAUCGAACGACGCUGGGGUAGUGACCAUUUCCUUUUGUUUUGGCGCGUCUCUCUAUUUUUGUUUCAUGUUUAGUCAUUACCCCUCCGCGGGAACCCGUGGUCAAUGGAACUGAGCCGACAAUUGGUAUAGACGAUUACACAGGAACACUCCCGAUUAUAGACAUGCAGCAGGAGCUUUAAACCAGCCGGAUUUUGCUGUAGGCAGAUAUUUACUUGAACCUUCGAACAUGGCCUUGCCAUCUCACGAAGCUGGCCUCCCGGAGACGAGGUCACAUCGAAGAGAGGAUGACGCAGAGUCCGAGGACGGCCGAUCAUACAAAGAUGAGGACAGAGAGCGGCUGCUUAUGAGUGAAGAAGUCCCCGAAGGCCGGUCUUUUAUACCUCCAUUUUGGAAGCGGUUUGGCCGUAUAUUCCGAAGCAAUGGGCCUUUUCGGUUCGAGUCUUCUGGCUCGUACCCUGCGUCCCCCCGUCUUCCUCGACCGAAGACCUUUGGUGGACAUUGUCUUGGCCUCAUCGUAGGGUUCUUGACUGUUCUUGGAUUGAUCCAUGUGACGUACUUUGUGCUUGGUCUCGGCCCCCUCUUCUGGACUACAAGCGGGAAUACCUACCCUGACGACUGGCGGCACGGACAGUCAUCCGAUGAUUGGAUGCGAUACACGACGGAUUUUACACGAGAUAUCCUCCCGAUACCAUGUCAUUCCCACAACGACUACUGGCGGAAAGUGCCCGUCUUCGAAGCAAUUCAUUACGGCUGCACCGGCGUGGAAGCCGAUGUCUGGCUGUUUGACGACGAGCUUUAUGUCGGACACAACAUUGCGGCAUUGACGAGAAAUCGGACGUUCCGUAGCCUCUAUGUUGAACCGCUGGUGGCGCUUCUGGAUAAGCAGAACGGGAACACCUCGUUCCCUGAUGAUGCUGGUCUCCGAGGGAUCUUCGACGAAGAGCCGGAGAGGACGGUCGUCUUGCUUGUCGACUUUAAGAACGGCGCCGACUCCAUCUGGCCAUACGUCCAACACCAACUCGAACCACUGCGCCAGAAAAACUACUUAUCCUACUUCGAUGGCCACACCGUCAUCCCCCGCCCCAUCACUGUCGUCGCCACCGGUGAUGCUCCCUACCCGCUCGCCAUCGCUAACUCCACCUACCGCGACAUGUUCUUUGAUGCGCCCCUCUCCUCCCUCACCGCCUCACUCCAAUCCUCCGAGCCUUUCAACAGCAACAACUCCUACUACGCCAGCACCAACUUCAUCGCCGCCAUCGGCUACCCCUGGUUCGGCUCCCUGAGUGCCGCGCAGCGCGCGACCAUCACACGGCAGGUCGACGCGGCGCACGCGCGGGGUCUGAAGGCACGGUAUUGGAACACGCCGGGGUGGCCGGUCGCAUGGCGGAACCAUGUGUGGACGACGCUGGUGGAGUUGGGGGUGGAUUAUUUGAGCGCGGAUGAUUUAAGGGCGGUGGCGGAGCAUGAUUGGAGGAAGCAGAAGGAUAGGGAUUGGUAGGGAGGAGGGGGGGUAGGGGAGACGAUGGGCGGGCGGUGCAUAUAGUUCUUCGUUCCUUUAGAUUAGCAUUUGAGAUACCCUGUGGAUAGACGAGCGACACUCCUUGAUGUUUGAUGAUGGGGUGUAGGGCCAUGGUGCUUUUUAGCCGUUUCUAUAGAACGAAUACUGAUUGUUCGCACGGCACGUUGGCCAUUGCGAGGCCUAGUACAUAUAACUAAACAUUACCUACUG
Messenger RNA from Eremomyces bilateralis CBS 781.70, 1810 nucleotides. RefSeq lists its product as uncharacterized. Gene Ontology annotation, molecular function: phosphoric diester hydrolase activity. Lineage: Eukaryota; Fungi; Ascomycota; Dothideomycetes; Eremomycetales; Eremomycetaceae. The transcript is spliced from 2 exons. The coding region runs from base 308 to 1579 and encodes 423 amino acids. The record is from RefSeq and is a predicted model, not a curated record. Gene Ontology annotation, biological process: lipid metabolic process.